AUGUCGUUGACUGUUGAGGUCAGCCUUAUCAGUGGGAAAACAGUCUCCUUGGAAUCACAUCUCACUGAGUCUGUAGAAUCCCUGCAGCUGCGCGCGCGGAGGGCUUUGGGAGUUGGCAAAGGCCGAAUGCUGACCUCCACCGGAGGCAUUCUGCACGAAAAAGCCUCGGUCAAGGAAGCUAGGCUACGUAACAGGGAAGCGCUGGCUUUGCACGUAGGAAGUGUUCAGAUAUGUUCUGGUGAAAAGGCUUUCGCUGCAAUUCUGGGUGACGGAUCCAUCGUGACCUGGGGUUCUGUUGUGUCUGGUGGCAAAAGCAGUCCGGUGCACGAUCAGCUGAAGAAUGUGCAGCAGAUUCAGUCCAACGGUGAUGCCUUUGCCGCAAUCCUGCACGAUGGAUCUGUCGUAACCUGGGGAGGAGCAUGGGCCGGCGGUGACAGCAGUGCGGUGCAAGGUCAGCUAAAGAAAGUCCUGCGGAUGCAGGCAACUCACCAAGCAUUCGCUGCAAUACUGCUCGAUGGAUCUGUCGUGAGCUGGGGAUGUUUUUGGGUCGGUGGGGACAGCAGCCAGGUUCGGGAUCAGCUGAAAGAUGUACAGCAUGUCCACGCAACUCUCCAGGCUUUUGCCGCAAUCUUGGGAGAUGGAUCCGUCGUGAGCUGGGGUCAUGCUGGGUCUGGUGGUGACAGCAGUGCUGUGCAAGAGCAGCUGAGGAAUGUGCAGCAGAUUUCCGCAACUGGCCAUGCAUUUGCUGCGAUCUUGGCCGACAGAUCCGUUGUGACUUGGGGCGCUGCCAACUGUGGCGGGAACAGCAGCGCAGUGCAACAUCGCUUGAAGAAAGUGCAACAGAUUCGAGCAAAUCGCCACGCAUUUGCCGCAAUCCUGGAUGAUGGAUCCGUCGUGACCUGGGGCAAUGCUGCCUGUGGUGGUGACAGUAGUGAAGUGCAGGAUCAGCUGAAGACUGUGCAGCAGAUUCAAAGCACUGCCCCGUCACAGGAACCUGGACAAGCAUUUUGCCAGGCAUUUGCCGCAAUCCGGCACGAUGGAUCCGUGGUAACCUGGGGAAGUGCUUGGUGUGGUGGCGACAGCAGCGCCGUCCAAAGUCAGCUGGUGAAUGUGCAGCAGAUUCAAGCAACAGGGGGGGCAUUUGCUGCCGUUUUGGGUGAUGGCUCUGUCGUUUCCUGGGGCGCUGCAGACCUUGGUGGGGACAGCAGUGCGGUGCAAGAUCGGUUGCAGAAUGUGCAAGAAGUUCAAGCGACUUACCAGGCCUUUGCCGCAAUCUUGGGCGAUGGAUCCGUCGUGGCCUGGGGCCGUGCGGGCCUUGGUGGAGACAGCAGCGCAGUGCAAGAUCAGCUGAAGAAUGUGCGGCACAUCCAAGCAAAUCGUCAAGCCUUUGCUGCGAUCCUGGACGACGGGUCCGUCGUGACCUGGGGUCUUGCUUCGUUUGGUGGUGACAGCACUGCGGUACAAGAUCAGCUCAAUAAUUCGUGGUAG
Molecule: messenger RNA, 1488 nt
Organism: Symbiodinium sp. CCMP2456
Lineage: Eukaryota; Dinophyceae; Suessiales; Symbiodiniaceae
Source: the annotation of a GenBank genome assembly